GCCCGACCCAAUCAUUUUCUGCGUUAUUAAUUUUUCGAGCGGGAAGGCUGGAUGGAUCAAUGGCUUUCUAGGGGGAGAAAUACAAAGAAAAAAAAUCCAUCCGCUAAAGGCUCGCCUCAGAGGCGUCAUCAAUUUUUUUUCUCUUUUUUUAGGCCUUCCUUGCCCUGGCGGAACCACCUGGACUGAGCUCAAGCUCCAUCCUCCCCUAGCGCACCUUUUAAUUGUUCCCUAUCGUCGACUUCAAAUCAUCGUUUGACCGUGUCGUGGCCGUUGCGACAUCAUCCUUUGUCUGAUAUCGUUCCUGUUCCUGAUCCUGAUCCUGCUCCCCUGUGGUGGUUGUUGAUCCCGGUCCCGGAGCCCCAAGAUGGCUUCAACUCAGUCGAUGAGGGCCCUCGCCAGGGCUGGCCAAUUGGCUCCCAAUGGCGUCGCAUCCCGAGCCCUUUCCACUGCUACCAAGGCCGCGAUGAUGCGAUCUGCUGCGCGCCCGUCCGUGGCCAUGAAGCUGACCAACUCUGGUCGCAUCGCCUUCCGGAGAGCCUACGCCGACGAGGCCCCCAAGCCCAAGCCCGGCAAGCUGCGCAGGACCUUCCGAUGGGCCUGGAGGCUGACGUAUCUCUCGGCACUUGGCCUCGUGGGAUACACUGCCUACAACAUCUACGAGGACCGCCACCCCGACGAGCAGUACGAGCCUGAUCCCAGCAAGAAGACGCUGGUCAUUCUGGGCACCGGCUGGGGCUCUGUUGCUCUCCUCAAGAAGCUCGACACCUCCAACUACAACGUCGUCGUGGUCUCCCCCCGCAACUACUUCCUCUUCACCCCCCUUCUGCCCUCAUGUACCACCGGCACCAUCGAGCACCGCUCCAUCAUGGAGCCGGUCCGCGCCAUUCUGCGUGGAAAGAAGGCCGCCGCCAAGUUCUUCGAGGCCGAGGCCACCUCCAUUGACCCCGAGCGCAAGGUCGUGCGCAUUGCGGAUAACUCCGAGAUCAAGGGCGCAACCUCGGAGACGGAGAUUCCCUAUGAUAUGCUCGUCGUCGGUGUCGGCGCCGAGAACGCAACCUUUGGCAUCCCUGGCGUCAGAGAGCACAGCUGCUUCCUGAAGGAGAUCAACGAUGCCCAGCAGAUCCGCAAGAAGAUCAUGGACUGCGUCGAGACGGCCGCCUUCAAGGGCCAGUCGCCUGAGGAGAUUGACCGCCUCAUGCACAUGGUCGUCGUUGGCGGUGGCCCCACUGGUGUCGAGUUCGCCGGUGAGCUCCAGGACUUCUUCGAGGAGGACAUCAAGAAGCUGGUCCCCGAGAUCAGCCCUCACUUCAAGGUUACUCUCAUUGAGGCUCUGCCCAACGUUCUCCCCAUGUUCUCCAAGACUCUGAUCGACUACACCGAGAACACCCUGCGCGAGGAGAAGAUUGACAUCAAGACCAAGACCAUGGUCAAGAAGGUCACCGACAAGACCGUCGAGGCCGAGGUUUCCCGCCCCGACGGCUCCAAGGAGCGUGUCGAGAUCCCCUAUGGUCUGCUUGUUUGGGCCACUGGCAACGCCGUCCGACCCAUCGUCAAGGACCUGGCCAGCAAAAUACCUGCGCAGAAGGACUCCCGCCGCGGCCUCGCCGUGAACGAGUAUCUCGUUGUCCAGGGAACCCGAGACAUCUGGGCCAUUGGUGACUGCGCCGUCGCCGGCUACGCCCCUACCGCACAGGUGGCCUCGCAGGAGGGUAGCUUCCUUGGCAAGCUGUUUAACAACAUGGCUAAGACGGAGAGCUACGAACAGCGUAUCCAGGAGCUCAGCAGCAAGCUGAACCUCGAGGGCGGCAACUCCGCCGAGGCUGCCCAGGAGAUUGAGCUGCUGGAGAGACAGCUCAAGAAGAUCCGUGACGUCAAGCCCUUCAAGUACAGUCACCAGGGAAGCUUGGCCUACAUUGGCAGCGAGAAGGCCGUUGCCGACGUCAGCUGGUGGAACGGCAACCUGGCCACCGGUGGUAGCCUGACCUAUCUCUUCUGGCGAAGUGCCUAUCUCUCAAUGUGCUUCAGCACACGAAACCGUGUCCUUGUUCUCGUGGACUGGCUCAAGUCCAAGGCCUUCGGUCGUGACGUCUCCCGAGAGUAAAUUUCGGACGACAAACGAAGAACGAUCAAAUUCCAGAGAGAGCGAGAAAAAAAUUGGUGCUGGAGGAGCGGCUGGUUACCGCGAGUUUCGAAACAACCAUGAUUCCAUUAUCUGUUCUGUGUUGAGCGGAGGCUUCUUUUCCUUUUUAUGACAUAGAGUGGGCGUCUUCAACUGCCUGGACGGGAGACUAAUAAAACGUUCGGAUCGGGUUCGAGGUUGGGAUACCUCUAUCGUUUUGUAAACUACUUGUAUACUUGAUUUCAUACAUUUUAAAGGAGUUGGAGGACUUCCUGUACCUACUGUAACAGUGUGAUGGUGCGACCG
Trichoderma citrinoviride is the source of this 2425-nucleotide messenger RNA. Its product is annotated as FAD/NAD(P)-binding domain-containing protein. The record is from RefSeq and is a predicted model, not a curated record. The coding region runs from base 365 to 2101 and encodes 578 amino acids. Lineage: Eukaryota; Fungi; Ascomycota; Sordariomycetes; Hypocreales; Hypocreaceae. Gene Ontology annotation, molecular function: NADH dehydrogenase activity. The transcript is spliced from 4 exons.